This is a messenger RNA of Gasterosteus aculeatus aculeatus (three-spined stickleback), 5413 nucleotides long. RefSeq lists its product as uncharacterized. The record is from RefSeq and is a predicted model, not a curated record. Gene Ontology annotation, biological process: regulation of transcription by RNA polymerase II. Lineage: Eukaryota; Metazoa; Chordata; Actinopteri; Perciformes; Gasterosteidae. Gene Ontology annotation, molecular function: RNA polymerase II cis-regulatory region sequence-specific DNA binding; DNA-binding transcription factor activity.
ACGAGGGGGUGCAUGGGUGAAACAUGGCCGCCGUAGACCCGUCGGAGUCUCCAAAACGACAGCAAUGCCCUGCGGAGGAGGCGGCGGAAACAUCUGGUGAGAAGACCGAUGCGGCGCAGUCGGGAUUCGGCUUAAACCGGGAGGAUGCAACGACACAAAACGAACCCGCGGAAAGCCCUCGCGACGAGCGGACCGUGGCUCCGGACGGCUGCGGUGUUUCAGGCCAUUCUGACGUGAGCGUCGAGUCCGGCGCCGGAGCCGAAAAAACGACGUGCAGUUCACCGGAGGACUUAAAAUCUGCUGAAAAGAUGGCCGAGGCUCGUGACAGCGACCAGCGCGCGGUGGACUGGUGCGAGACGCAAGACGGCGACCGAGAGGCGCGGGCACACGAGGAGGGAGACGACACGCGUGACCUCAGCGAUGCCCCAGCCGGUGCCCGGGGGUCGCAGCAGGAUCCCCCCGCCGGUGAGACAGCCCCUGUGGAUGCGGAGGAGAGCGAUGAGAAGAGCGCCGAGCAGCCGCUGGGAGAGGUGGACGUGGUGGUGAAGGAGGAGGACGAGGAGGAGGAGGAGGAGAUGAUGGUGGGAGUCGAGGAAGAGGCCUAUUUAACAGCCAAGCCCAAAAAGUGCCGUUUGGUGUGCAAAGAGUGCGGCAAGAGGUUCACCCGCCGCGAGACGUUCAACCUCCACCGUCACUUCCACGCGCACGAGGACGAGCUGACGCCCCUCACCUGCAAAGAGUGCGACCUCACCUUCCAGCACCGCACCGGCCUCAUCAAACACAGGAAUGAACACAGAGAGAAGGAGGAACUGCUCGUUGCUCCAAAGAAGGAGCUGCAGACUCCGACUCCGAUGCAGGCGGCGGCGGGUGGUUUUAAGUGUGCGGAAUGCGAGGUGGUCUUCUCUGCGGUGGGCAAGCUGAGGGAACACAGCUGCUGCAAUGUAGUAGAAAAGCCCUACCACUGCCCCCUGUGCCGCCAAGAGUUCCAGUUUAAGGUGUCGGUCACGAAGCACAUGAGGCUCCACUCCACGGACGUCGUCUUCGCGUGCCAGGAGUGCAGCCAAACGUUCCCGAGCAGCGUGGCGCUGCGCUGCCACCGGCGAGGUCACGCCGCCCUGAAGCCUUACGAAUGCCCUGAGUGCGGCUUGGUUUUCAAACACUACUCCGUCAUGGAGGACCACCGUCGCAGGCACACGGACAACACGCGCCCUCACCUGUGCAACAUCUGCGGCAAGGCCUUCAAGUACAGCAGCCUCCUCCAUCAGCAUCAGUACCUGCACACCGGCAAGAAGCCCUUCCGCUGCCCCGAGUGCGACAAAACAUUUGCCUUUGCCCAGAACAUGAAGGCCCACUGCCGCCAGCAUAGGCUGCGCAAAAACAACCCCCCCGCCAAAGAGCCGAGCAAGCCAGCACCCACGUCCGCACAAGAGGCCGUUCCACGGCCGGGAAAAGAGAACGCACACCUGUGCGAGGAAGCGAAACGCACCUUCAACUGCCCUCUUUGUCCCCAGACCUACUCCGCGCCGGCUAACCUGAGGGCCCACAUGCUGGUUCACGAGGCAGAGUACGAGACGCUGGAGAGGACCCCCAGAGCCCCCAAGGAAAUCAACAAGAACUGGGAAAAGGGACACAUCUGUCCCCACUGCCCAUCCGUCUAUCGGGAUGAAUCUAGUUUAAAUAUGCAUCUGUUAAGUGUCCACAAAUCUGUAGCACAACAUUCAGAGAAGGCGGCAACACCAACUCCAAAUCAGUUAACUCCGUUAAGUAGUGACGAUGUACAGGGGAAAUGGAGAGGCGACGGCAUCAGUAUCAGGUCCUACAAGUGCUCAGAUUGUGGAAAAACCUUCCGCCACCGUUCAGUGUUAGAGCUGCACAUGCGCAUACAUUCCAAGGACAAGCCUUACAAGUGCAAAGUGUGUGGCAAGGGCUUUAGAUUUGGUAGCUACUUGCAGCAGCAUCUCAUCAUCCAUACGGGCAAGAAGCCAUACAAAUGUCCUGACUGCGGGAAGGACUUUGCCUUCCUGCAGAACAUGAAAACCCACCAAAAGCUUCAUCAGGAAAAACCGUUCCGCUGCACCAGCUGCCGCAAAGGCUACAGCGACGAGACCCAACUUCAGCACCACAUGUUAUCACACAACGGUGACAAACCGCAUAAGUGUGACCUGUGUGACAAGAGCUUCGGGUUGGCCUACCUGCUCCGGGAUCACAUGAACACGCACACGGGAGACCGACCUCAUCGCUGCGAUGAGUGUCACAAAAGUUUUUCUUGGUUCAGCAGCCUGCUAGUGCACCAGAAGAUCCAUGUGCGCAAGCGCCAGGGUUUCAGCCAGUACCCUUCCUCCCCACUGGGCACCAGGACGAGAGGCAGAGGCAGCAGGGGGAGGCGAGGGGCGAGGCCCACGUGGGGCUGGUCCAGGCCGUUCGGAAGUUCCGGGAUGGUCGGCCCCCUGCAAUCUCCGUACCUGGUUUCUGCACCGAGGGAUGCCGAACUGCCCAGACAGGCGGUCCAGCCGCAGGCCGCGGUACCUGCGCCUCGCAUGGACGCGCACGGGCAAGACCAGAAGGAGCUGUGGCCGCCCGAGCAGCACCCUCAGCCAGUGCAGUGGAAGGUGGACGGCGGAGAAGUGAUGCCGGUCCCGUCGUCGCAGCAACAAACAGCUCCGCAACAGACCCAGUUUGACAGUCCGCCGACGCAGGGGGCCUCGCAGCAGCACCAUCAGAGGGGUCCGAGCUGGGCAGACAGCCCUUUAGUGACUCUGUCGGGUCCCACAUCUGCUCGGAGUUCACAGUCGCCGCGCAUGAGGGAGUGCGCAGCUGCAGUUGUCAGCUCGCUCAUGACCGCAGUGCCAAACAAAUCCAGCGCGUCGAAAGUGAGUGAGAUGGAGCAGCACAGGCAGCACAAGCCGGUCACUUGGGGUGCCACGGCCGCCGCGACCACAGCGCUCGCCUCCACAAGCUCCUUGCAACACAAUUUUCCUCUUCCUUCAUCUUACAUAGACGGGGCGGCUCUGUGGAGUAUCAGACCUUCUCUGCUCGCAAAUUCACAGAUCCCUCCAAAUAAGCUGGGUCAAGACAUUCAGCUGCCAAGAUGGGCAGGCGCCCCCCCGGUGUUGAUACAAAAAGAGCCCUCGACACCGCCUAAGGAGGACACUGGCGGUUGGGACGUAGGUAACUCUCAAGUUAUGCUGUCGACUGUUAGCCAGCCGGAGAAGCCGUGGAACGGCUGUGAGCUGCAGAAGCCGUGGGUUUCCGGCUUAGCGGGCGUGUCCACCUCAGCUCCAGUCGACCAAAACAGUGUUGUGCCAAUUCCUACUCCCAUUUCUCACGGGGUGGGUAGCACCUUGUGGGACAUACCAACACCACCAGGAAUUCCAAAGACUAUAAAUCCUGAGAAAUUGUUACAUGGCCAAGAUUUUCAGCUGCAGCAAAAGCAGGUGCCGUCCGCUUGGGUCAAUGUGCAGAGUCCCACUACGGCGCAGAAGGUUCCCAUCUCCAUUCAAUACGAGCCUCAUCGUUUUGGCCAUGGGUUGGGAACGCCAGUAUGGGGCUUCCAAAAUAAUCAGACGCUGCUUACUGGGCAACUCAAACCGGGAAGUGGAAAGGAGCUGCAGCAACAGCCAAUGGUAACGGGCACUCAAAUAAUCAUCAACCAGCCGCCUCCUUUCUUCACACCUCCGCUCCCUCCCCUUGCAUUGCCUGGCCCACACCCUCUUCACUCUGUCACUCUCUCAAGACCCCCACACCCAAAUAUUUUUUUUGCACCACAGGCGGUAAUGAGCGAAAGGCCACACAUAACGCAGACGCUGCCCCUACCUCAGCUCGCCACACAGACGGAACCUCACAAACUUGGACCCCGUUUGCCUUUCGGCCCAGAACGGCUUCUUCAGUGCAUGAUAUGCGGGUGUUCUCUUCCCCGGGAGCUAGAUCUACAAAUGCAUUAUUUGCAACAUGCACAAGGAGAGAUUUGACAGUUCUACACUAGCACCAAGACUUAUUUUUUAUAUUUUUUACUCAGCGGAACCUCAUUUGAGUGGAUGUUGAUUAGAAACAAAAAAGUAAAACUGAUUUAGUCUGUACACUUUAAUCACAUUUAAAGUUGUUCAGCGACAAAUUCCAAUACUAACAUCAUUUCAUUGCAUUAGUUUUCCCUUUUUGAAAUGCACACAAGUUAUCCAAAUAACCGGUCCAAGCAACUCCUGAGGGCGGAAGAUUCAUAUAGUCCUACAGUCUACGUUCCAUUUAUUGCCAACAGCCUUUCAAUUUGCAUAAUAUGAAUUCUUUUAUAGUCCUCUUUAUUUGUCCUGAAUCAUUUAACUGUGUUUCUUCAUGUAAAGUAUACUGUGUGCCUUUUAUGAGUACAGUGUGCAUGUCUGCUGUCUUGGUAUUGUAAGCAUAGUUUGUGCUUAAGGUCGGCUCGACAACGUGACCUCACUCCAAAAACACAGAGCAACAAUUUCUAAGCUACCUUUUUUUAAAAAAGGGUUUGCUUCUGUGUUUGCUUUUGAGGAGAAGAGGGUUGAGCGCUUGUUUUUUCUCAUUACUUGUGUCAGAACCUACAGUCGACUACACACACACUUCCCGUUGAGAAGGACUUGUAGUCACAAUGCUAUUGGCUGGGUCCAAAUAUCUCACAUGGUGAUUUGGUCAAAAACGAGUGCAAACAUAAUGUCACGGUUACAUGUAAAGGUAUUUCACGGUAAGAGUUAUCCGUUAAUUGCUUAUUGGGAGAAAAAUACAGGGAGAAAGUGUCUCUACAAAAUGAUUGACAACAUUGUUGUCAAAUAGUGAAUUUUGUAGUAAAUUCAACUUUCAUUUAUGUGAAAAUGUCAGUAAUAUUUAUGAUGAAAAGACAAACUGAUGAUGCAAAAUGUAUAUUAUGCUCUAAUCGGUCUGGUAAAAUUCAAGUCAUUUCUGGAAAAUUUUCAUGACUGACUGACAAAUUUCAGAUAACAGAUACUAGGUGGGAGUACUUAGCACCUACUGCAAACCUGUCAGUACCAUGCAAUAUGUCUAUCUCUUCAGAAUGAUUAUUUCAGAUUGGAAUGUACCUUUAUUUAUAAAAGUCCACUUUUGAGUUCAAUGCAAUUUUUUUUGUGAAUACUGAAUGGUUUCAUUUCAUUAAUAUAUUUAGCAGAGUACAGAAUCCCAUCUCCUGUGCCAUUACAAUGGGCAUUUGAGUAGGUUCGGUAGCCCAAUAAUUGACUGAAAAUCACUGCUAAUGCAUUACUACUGUAAAAUAAACAAGCGGUCCAUUUGUACAAAAAAGAAGCGUCCCUGUUUGUCUUAACAUUUAUCGUCUCAUGUUUCUAAAAACAUGUGCCCUUCUACCUCUACCCACUGUUUUAGUAUGGAAAGAAAUAGACAUUUCCCAUGUCUAUAUAUUGAAUUAAAUAAAACUUGCCUUUGUUUACAA